UCGAGGCGGUUCCUUCUCCCUCAGUGAGUGGUGAUCGUGGAGACUUAUCAAGCGGAUUUACGAGGCUCUGGCAGUUUGAUUUGUCAUCAUCAUGGAGUGGAACGCAAUGGAAAUUAACCCUGAGAUGCUGAACAAAGUUAUGUCCCAGCUUGGUGUUGAGGGUGGCUGGAAGUUCGUUGAUGUCCUUGGUUUCGAGGCGGAUUCUCUAAGUUCCGUGCCCAGCCCUACAUGUGCACUGUUGCUGCUCUUACCGCUUACUCAGCAGCAUGAAAGCUUUAGAGAAAAGCAAGUGGAGGAGCUUAAGGACAAAGCGACAAACUCCAAAGUGUAUUUUCUGAAGCAGACCAUUGGUAACUCUUGUGGUACUAUUGGCCUUAUUCACGCUGUUGCCAAUAACAAAGACAAACUGAAGUUUGCUGAGAAGUCUGCCUUAAAGGACUUCUUGGAAGAAUCUGCUGCUUUGUCUCCUGAGGAAAGGGCAAAACUCCUAGAAAAGAACGAGGCCAUACAGUCUGCCCAUAAUUCUGUGGCAGCAGAAGGGCAAUGCAGGGUGAAUGAAGAUGUCAGUUUUCACUUCAUAUUAUUUACUGCUGUUGAUGGACAUCUUUAUGAGCUCGAUGGUAGAAUUCCUGUUCCAGUAGACCAUGGUCCAACUUCUGAGGAAUCAUUGUUAAAGGAUGCAGCCAAAAUCUGCCACCAGUUUACCGAACGAGAGAAAGGAGAAGUUCGUUUUUCAGCAGUGGCUCUAAGCAAGUCGGCGUAAAUCUCCCCAGUGGAGCUGGCUUGUUCUGUGAUUGCUGAACGGCGGCUGGUAUUUUACCUGCGUUUAUGCCUUCUAAAAACUUGGUGUUGAAGUGCUUAAAAAAUCUGGAUGUUGCUGUUUAUGCUUUUCUUGGCUUUCACCUAUCCUUGUAACUGUUGAGCACUUCAGUGCAAUCCUUGUUCUGAACAAUUAAAGUUCCUUUGUUUGGAA
This is a messenger RNA of Spea bombifrons (plains spadefoot toad), 973 nucleotides long. It is a transcript of the gene UCHL1, whose product is annotated as ubiquitin C-terminal hydrolase L1. Gene Ontology annotation, biological process: ubiquitin-dependent protein catabolic process; protein deubiquitination. The transcript has 9 exons. Gene Ontology annotation, cellular component: cytoplasm. Gene Ontology annotation, molecular function: cysteine-type deubiquitinase activity. The coding region runs from base 92 to 763 and encodes 223 amino acids. The record is from RefSeq and is a predicted model, not a curated record. Lineage: Eukaryota; Metazoa; Chordata; Amphibia; Anura; Pelobatidae.